Messenger RNA from Schistosoma haematobium, 1845 nucleotides. It is a transcript of the gene DLGAP4, whose product is annotated as Discs, large -associated protein 4. Lineage: Eukaryota; Metazoa; Platyhelminthes; Trematoda; Strigeidida; Schistosomatidae. The coding region runs from base 57 to 1472 and encodes 471 amino acids. Gene Ontology annotation, biological process: signaling. The transcript has 7 exons. The record is from RefSeq and is a predicted model, not a curated record.
GUUGAAAGCGGGACUUCUAAGUUUCUUGUGUUGUGUUAACUCCACAGUUUUAUUUGAUGCGUAAACGAGUGCAUAUUGAUGUAGUUCCAAAGACUCCGGAAGGAGGACAUAUAGACUUUCGACAAAUUUCUGCAGAGGAAAUUGAGUUUGACUCAGAAAUAACAAUAAAGUCGUCACUGCUGCGCGAAUGUAAACCAGGCAAUGUUUGGUUUGAGGAAGGUGAUUCAGAUGAUGACGAUAAAAAGCCAAAAUUCGUUGCUCGUAAAUCUAUGGAUCUUCGUAAAAUACGUUCAGAAAAAGAUAGGUUCCAAGCUAUCUGCUCUAGUCCUAUGGUGGACUCUCGACCUCGAAGGCUAAGUUAUUCAAAGUCCUUUAGUGAAGGUGUGUUAGAUCCCAGUAACUCCAAAACUCCACUGCGUUUGCCUAAAUACGAUGAUCUUGUCUCAUCAGCAUCUCGUCGCCUCUCCCGCAUAAUAAUCAAUCGUCGAUUCUCUUUGUUGGAAACAAACCACAACGACCCAUCUGUUGGGGGUUCACAGUUAAAAACCACAACACCUAUUACAAAGUACGAGAAACAAAGAGUUAAGAAAAAAUGUUCGUCUGCUUCAGAAGAAAAAGAGAAUAUCAAACCAUCAAAUAACAAUAUCGUAACAGCUACUCCUGUAUCAAAAGAAGUUUUUGAUGAUGUUUCAAACUCUUCCGCCCAUGAUCCAUGCUCUGUCUCUGAAUUUCGUGUGCUUGCGGACAUGGAAACAGCGCGACUACUUGCGUUAUGCGGAGAUUGGAAUUGUGUUCUAUCCGAGGAAUGUGAUAAUAUCCCAGAAAAAGCACUUGACUCAAUCAGGGCAACUGUUGGAAAAUGUCAAUUAUUGUUGCAGAAAAAGUUGCCAUUUUUCAAAAGCCUUAUUGAAAUGGCAGAAACAAGCCUUGGAAAAUCUGACACACUGCCGAAUAGUGCAACAGCACCAGAAGCCACUAUAAAUGAUCUCUUAGGUUAUUGGACCUUAGUAGCUGAUGAAAUCAGUUUAUCCGAUAGUGCUUUCGAACGUCUACGUGUUUGGCGUGAUGAGUUACAUUGGUCAAUUGAUCAGUGUCCUGUUACCCCAGCCAGGUCACAAAUUGUUAAACGACGUGGUCGUCUAUCUAAACAAAUAAAACGCUUACCAACUCCAAAGAGUAAUAAAUCCAGAAAGUCUCAAUCUGUCAGUGAUGAAGUUUUAAAUACGGAUAGUGUAAAUCCCUCUCUUUCAAAAAAGCUAGGUUCAACUGUUAAAGCAACCAAGGAUGUACAGAAAAAACCGGCGAAGUCUAGAUUUGCUGAAUUUCUGCGAGCUAAAAAGGCACUAACAGUGGAAGCGACAUCUACUGAUCAUGGUCAACAUCAAUCUUAUCACCAAAGUGAAAAUAUUGUUGAUACACUCUCACCUCUUGGUUUACAUCCAGUUGAUAGGAAUUUCACUAUUCAAAAAUAAUAGAGAAGUAAAAAAUUAACGUAUAUUUUUAUUUUGACUGAAUUGUACAAACAAUUACUACUUAUUUUACAGUUGUUAGUCAUGAUUGUUCACGGAUUGACUGACAUUUUCGUAAACCAAAAAUCUGUCCCUCUAUCUCUCGCUUUCUCUUCCCACCAGUUUAUUGUUUUCUUACUAAACGUUUAUUCUCUGCUUUUGCCUCGUUGUCAUUUAUGUUGUUUUUAGUAAUUAUUGUUACCAUUAUCGUCAUUAUUCUUAUUAUCAUUACUGCUUAUUGUUCAUCAAUACUGUGUUUUAUGGUUUGAGAAAAAUCAGAUGCGUUAAUAUCAUUAAUAUAAAAACGUACGAUGAAAUAUACUUUACUAUUAUGUCA